Messenger RNA from Musa acuminata subsp. malaccensis (wild Malaysian banana), 1653 nucleotides. Its product is annotated as protein SHORT INTERNODES 1-like. Gene Ontology annotation, molecular function: DNA-binding transcription factor activity; DNA binding. The record is from RefSeq and is a predicted model, not a curated record. Gene Ontology annotation, cellular component: nucleus. Gene Ontology annotation, biological process: positive regulation of DNA-templated transcription. Lineage: Eukaryota; Viridiplantae; Streptophyta; Magnoliopsida; Zingiberales; Musaceae.
GAGAGAGAGAGAGAGAGAGAGAGAGAAGGGUAUGGGGAUUGGGGAAAGUGGAGGAAGCUGGAAAUAGAAGAGAAGGUGGCGAGCAGUAAAUGAGGAAUCGAGGAGGGCACAGCACAGCCGUCUCCAUGGCGGCGUUGCAGCACCGGCUGCGAUCCGUCCCCUUAAACUAUUGUUUCAUUUCGUAAUUCAAGAAACGGAAGACUCGAAGAAGAGAAGCGAGAGAGAGAGAGAGAGAGAGAGAGAAGAAGAAGAAGAAGAAGAAGACGGCAUCAUCGACUGCUCCCCUUCCUGCUUCGGCUGCUACGUCUUUGCGCCUGCAGUGACCAAAAAGCAGCGGCCUAAGAAGAAGAAAGAGUGCAGCAGCGCUGCCAGUAACCAUUCUUGCGCCUUUUUUCCUCCCUCCUAUAAUCGCUGUCACGCUUCCCCCAAGAUUGCAAGCAAGAGGAGAUGAGAUGUCAUGGAUCGGGUGUAACUAAUCGAGUGGAGGAGUAGAUAUGGCGGAAUUCCUUCUCGGAGGUGGCGGUGGCAGCCAGCAACAUCGCGGAGAUCAGCAAGGGGUGAUCCCUCCUUCGGAGAGCUUCUUCCUUUACGGCGGUCGCGGAAGCAGGAGCGAGGACGUCGCUUACACCCGAGGCUUCGAGCUGUGGCAGCAGCACCAGAUCCAGCGGGGGGACCAGUUGUAUUCCUCCGCCGGCCUCCCUGAUGAUCUGCCGUCGCUUGCGGGGAGGCCGAUGCGAGGAAGCCCGGGCGGUGGCAGCGGCGGGGUGAGUUGCCAGGACUGCGGCAACCAGGCCAAGAAGGAUUGCGCACACCUGAGGUGCCGGACCUGCUGCAAGAGCCGCGGCUUCCAGUGCCCCACCCACGUCAAGAGCACCUGGGUCCCCGCCGCCAAGCGCCGCGAGCGCCAGCAGCAACUCGGCGGCUUGGUGCAGCACGACCACAGCCAUCGCGGGGAGGGCCGAGCUGCGGGCGAGGUAAGUGGCGGCAGCGGUGGCGGUGGCGAUGCUUCCAAGAGGCCGAGGGAGAUCAUGGCCUUCGCCGGACUACCAACUGCCAUGGCAACCACCACCACGUAUGGAGGAAGUCUCGACUCCGACAGCUUACCCCCGGAAGUGAGCGCGGAGGCCGUGUUCCGGUGCGUGCGCGUGAGCCCCGUGGACGAAGCGGACGACGAGUACGCGUACCAAACCGCCGUGAGCAUCGGCGGGCAUGUGUUCAGGGGCAUACUGUAUGAUCACGGCGCCGACACCGAGUACCCAUCCCCGUCGUCAUCUCGUUAUCAGCUCAACCAUGGCGAAGGCUCUUCCUCUCCUGCGGCCGUCGCUGCUGCUGUUAUUACUGCCGGGCACCCGGUCAUUACUACCACGGCUGGAGCCACUGAACUGCUCGACCCAUACGCGACCCCGCUGAGCGCCUUCAUGGCGGGCACUCAAUUCUUCCCCCACCAACACAGGCCGUAGCGGAACCCUACAAAAAAGAUGAGACCUCUGCAUGAUCUUUAAUGAUUUCCUUGUUACUUAAUGUGCCUCGUCUGGGAUUAAGUGUCUUGUACCAUGCGCAAUCCUCCUCAUCUAUUGGCAAUUGCGUAAACUUUCGAAUAACUUCAAGUUCAAUCGAUUUAAUAAAGCCAAAUCCGUAUGGACACUCUUUCAA